GAAUCCAAUUAUUGGCAAAGUACUCAUGACACAUACGAUUCUGUAGACUUAAAGAAAUGCCCCAUAAAUACUGAAAUAGAACAACAUGGAAAUAAACUUAACCUAUUUGAAGAAAACCAAAAAACUGAAAAAGAUCAUUGUAAAUAUCCCUGUUAGUAACAAACCACGGAGCAUCGAUUAUUGAAUGUAACACCUUGGACUGGAAUCUCUCAAUUAUGGAUACAUUCAACUUGGAUGCUGUUCCCCAGAGCUGCAGACCAUAUGCCCAGACUGAUUUGAAUAUUGUGUUGUAGACUAGCAGUUUAUUUCUUGUUAUACUUACACCCUAGAAGAUAAAAAUGUUUACUAAAUUUUAUGCCCGGUUGUUUACGUUGGUUCCAUAUAUGGGUUCUCCAGGUUAAUCCCCUGUCCAAGUGCAUGCCCAGAUAUUUUACAGAGGUCAUCUCCAAGAUGAAAUCAAAACAGAAAUUAUGGAGAAACUCAUUGAAGAUUCGUCUUACGAAGGAAAUGAUAUGAAUCGACACAAUGAAGGAAAAACAUUAAAUAAGAAUAUGCAAGUUGUGACUGAAAAAAGACCUUAUAAAUGUGACACUUGUUUUAAACAAUUUAGUAACGUAAGUCAUUUGAAAAAACAUUUGAGAGUGCACACUGGACAAAAACCUUAUCAGUGUGAAAUUUGUUUUAACCGAUUUAGUGAUACGAGUAGUUUAAAAAGACAUUUCAGAUUGCACACUGGGGCAAAACUUUACAAGUGUGAGAUUUGUUUUAAGCAAUUUAGUGAUAAAAGUAGUUUGAAAACACAUUUGAGAGUACACACUGGAGAAAAACCUUACAAGUGUGAAAUUUGUUUUAAGCGAUUUAGUGUAGCAGGAAGUUUAAAAAGUCAUUUAGGAACACACACUGCAGAAAAACCUUACAAGUGUGAGAUCUGUUUUAAGCGUUUUAGUGAUGCAAGUAAUUUGAAAAGACAUUUCAGAUUGCACACUGGAGAUAAAGAUUACAAAUGUAAGAUUUGUUUUAAGCAAUUUACUACAACAAGUAAUUUGAAAACACAUUGGAGAGUGCACACUGGAGAAAAACCUUAUCGGUGUGAAAUUUGUUUUAAGCGAUUUAGUGAUGCAAGUAGUUUGCAAAGACAUUUCAGAUUGCACACUGGGGCAAAACCUUACAAGUGUGAGAUCUGUUUUAAGCAAUUUAGUGAUGCAAGUACUUUGAAAAAACAUUUCAGUUUGCACACUGGGGCAAAACCUUACAAGUGUGAAAUUUGUUUUAAGCGAUUUAGUCAAGCAGGGCAUUUAAAAUGUCAUUUGAGAACACACACUGCAGAAAAACCUUACAAGUGUGAGAUCUGUUUUAAACAGUUUAGUCAAGCAAGUGCUUUGAAAACACAUUUGAGAGUGCACACUGGAGAAAAACCUUACAAAUGUGAAAUUUGUUUCAAGCAAUUUAGUCAAGCAGGUGAUUUGAAAACACAUUUGAGAGUGCACACUGCAGAAAAACCUUAUAAGUGUGAAAUUUGUUCUAAGCAAUUUAGACAACCAGUAACUUUGAAAAUUCAUUUGAGAAUACACACUGGAGAGAUGCCUUACAAGUGUGAAAUUUGUUUCAAGCAAUUUAGAGAAGCACGAACUUUUAAAAUCCAUUUAAGGCUACACACUGGAGAGACGCCGUACAAGUGUGAAAUUUGUUUUAAGCGAUUUAGUGCAGCAGGUAGUUUAAAAAGACAUUUGAGAGUGCACACUGGAGAAAAACCUUAUAAGUGUGAAAUUUGUUUUAGGCGAUUUAGUGAAUCAGGAAGUUUAAAAAGUCAUUUAGGAACACAUACUGCAGAAAAACCUUACACGUGUGAGAUCUGUUUUAGGCAUUUUAGUGAUGCAAGUAAUUUGAAAAGACAUUUCAGAUUGCACACUGCAGAUAAAGAUUACAAGUGUAAGAUUUGUUUUAAGCAAUUUAGUCAAGCAGGAAAUGUAAAAAGUCAUUUGAGAACACACACUGCAGAAAAACCUUACAAGUGUGAGAUAUGUUUUAAACACUUUAGUCAAGCAAGUGCUUUGAAAACACAUUGGAGAGUGCACACUGGAGAAAAACCUUACAAGUGUGAAAUUUGUUUUAAGCAAUUUAGCCAAGCAGGUGAUUUAAAAAAACAUUUGAGAGUGCACACUGCAGAAAAACCUUAUAAGUGUGAGAUCUGUUUUAAGCAGUUUAGUCAAGCAGGUGCUUUGAAAACACAUUUGAGAGUGCACACUGCAGGAAAACCUUAUAAGUGCGAAAUUUGUUUCAAGCGAUUUGGUCAAGCAGGUAAUUUAAAAAGACAUUCGAGAGUGCACACUGCAGAAAAACCGUACAAGUGUGAAAUUUGUUUUCAGCAGUUUAGUGAAGCGGGUAAAUUGAAAACACAUUUGAGAACUCAUUCUGGAGAAAAACUUCAAGUGUGACAUUUGUUUGUAAAAACUUCAUUAAAUAAUUUAAUUUUUA
Diabrotica virgifera virgifera (western corn rootworm) is the source of this 2475-nucleotide messenger RNA. Its product is annotated as zinc finger protein 845-like. The coding region runs from base 471 to 2435 and encodes 654 amino acids. NCBI's taxonomy places the organism in Eukaryota, Metazoa, Arthropoda, Insecta, Coleoptera, Chrysomelidae. Gene Ontology annotation, molecular function: DNA-binding transcription factor activity; RNA polymerase II cis-regulatory region sequence-specific DNA binding. The record is from RefSeq and is a predicted model, not a curated record. The transcript is spliced from 3 exons. Gene Ontology annotation, biological process: regulation of transcription by RNA polymerase II.